Plodia interpunctella (Indianmeal moth) is the source of this 1724-nucleotide messenger RNA. RefSeq names its product odorant receptor 13a. Gene Ontology annotation, molecular function: odorant binding; olfactory receptor activity. Bases 422 to 1579 code for a protein of 385 amino acids. The transcript has 8 exons. Lineage: Eukaryota; Metazoa; Arthropoda; Insecta; Lepidoptera; Pyralidae. Gene Ontology annotation, cellular component: plasma membrane. Gene Ontology annotation, biological process: detection of chemical stimulus involved in sensory perception of smell; sensory perception of smell. The record is from RefSeq and is a predicted model, not a curated record.
AUUUCAUCAAUGAAAUUGUCACAGCUUUCAAAUCAAAGAUCAAAGGUAGACUGGGCUAUAUAAGCCGUUCCAAUAGUGUAAAGUACACAACCAGCUCUUGUUCGAACUAUAUUUUAGCCCGCAUUACCAGAGAUCACAUGUCUGUUUGAUGGAUAAGAUCUUUACUCCUUUUCGAAAGAAAACCUACAGGUAAAAAUAAAAGAAUUGUAACAUUCGUGUUAUUACUAAGUUUUAAUAACCAUUGUAAACGUACAAUUUCACUGAUAACUGGUUUACGCCGACGACAUGUAAAAUCAAAUAUUUAGUAUAAAAUAACAAGCAGAAUUUAAAAACGAUUGGAUACCGAAAAAUAUUUUUAUUUUAUCGAGAAUUGCGAGUCGUAUCAAAUUGUUAUUUAAACAAGCAUUUACAGCAACAUAAAAUGGAUGUACCGUCAUACGAUGAUCUUUUAAAACAAAUAAAAUACAACUUCUGGCUUCUCGGAAUACCUUAUGACGACCCCAAAAUUUAUAUAAGAUACUUCAUCAUGUAUAUAAGUCUUGUACUAAUGGCCACAGAAGAAGUAUUAUUUAUCCUGUCUAAAAUAUCAACCGAAGAUUUGCUUGUGAUAACACAGCUUGCACCGUGCAGUUGCAUAGGAAUUUUAUCACUAUUAAAAAUGGUGUGUCUGACAGUUAAGAGGAAAAAAAUAUUUAGUCUCACGCAAAGUUUAAAGGUUUUAUACGUGAAUAUAAUAAACGAUAAAGAAAAGAAGGAUGUAAUAAGUGGUAACAUGAAGGUUGUAUCGACUUUGAGUAAAUAUUUCUUUGUAUUAAAUGUUGUGUUGGUAUCGGUAUAUAACUUUUCCACGCCGAUUUUUAUUUUGUAUGACUAUAUCACGACACAAAAGGUAAAUUAUAAAUUACCAUAUCAAGUUAUAGUUCCAUUCAGAACAGAUACAUGGGCAACGUGGUUGGUGAUAUAUAUUCACUCUGUUUUAUGUGGUUUUAUCUGCGUUUUAUAUUUUACCACUGUCGAUGUCUUGUAUUGCAUCCUAUCUUCACAAAUUUGCAAUAAUUUUACUAUCCUUUCCAAGGAAUUGUUGAAAAUCAACAAAAACAACGUGACAAAUGUCAAAAAUAUUAUUAUGCAACAUCAGCACAUUAUACGGCUUUCCGAAGAACUGGAAGACAUUUUCAACUUACCAAAUCUCUUCAACGUUUUAGUGGGGUCCGUUGAAAUUUGCGCCCUUGGUUUUAAUUUGACUAUGGGGAGUUUAACUCAAAUUCCAGGAUGUGUGUUAUUUUUGUCAUCCGUAUUACUUCAAAUAUUAAUGAUGAGUGUUUUCGGCGAAAAUCUUAUACGAGAGAGUCAAAAUAUUGGUGACGCUGCUUUUUCCUGUGAAUGGUACAAAUUUGAUGCAAAGACUAGAAAAUUUAUUUUAAUCAUAAUAACCAGAGCUCACAAACCGCAAAAGUUGACAGCUUAUAAAUUUUCUACGAUUUCUUAUGGCAGCUUCUCUAAGAUAAUCAGCACUUCGUGGUCAUAUUUUACGAUACUGAAAACUGUCUACAAACCAUCUGAAUCGAAUGCAAUAUAAAUUUGCGCUUACUUAUGCAAUUAUCGCGUGAACUUUGCUUUUAAUAUGUAUAUUUAAUAAAAAGUAUGUAUUUCAAAUUUAUUUAUUGUUAUGUAUAAAACACUUACGGCAUGUAGGUUGGUAACUACGUACCUAAAACUGUAGU